This is a messenger RNA of Lipotes vexillifer (Yangtze River dolphin), 4971 nucleotides long. RefSeq names its product ALF transcription elongation factor 1 (gene AFF1). The transcript has 21 exons. Gene Ontology annotation, biological process: regulation of gene expression. Bases 175 to 3831 code for a protein of 1218 amino acids. Lineage: Eukaryota; Metazoa; Chordata; Mammalia; Artiodactyla; Lipotidae. The record is from RefSeq and is a predicted model, not a curated record. Gene Ontology annotation, cellular component: nucleus; super elongation complex.
GAGGCUGCGCUGAGGACGCCCGGGCUCGGGAGCAGGUAGUCCGGUAAAAUCGGGUAGUCGCGCUGGGGAAUCGUCCCCGCCCGGCCCCGGCAAAUGGUGAGCGCGGCGCUGGCAGAAGGGCCGCGGGUUGAAGGCUCUGAUGGACAGGAGACCUUGAGCUCUAUAAACUGAAUUAUGGCAGCCCAGUCAAGCUUGUACAAUGAAGACAGAAACCUGCUUCGAAUUAGAGAGAAGGAAAGACGCAACCAGGAAGCUCACCAAGAGAAAGAGGCAUUUUCUGAAAAGAUUCCCCUUUUUGGAGAGCCCUACAAGACAGAAAAAGGUGAUGAGCUAUCCAGUCGAAUACAGAACAUGCUGGGAAACUAUGAAGAGGUGAAGGAGUUCCUUAGUACCAAGUCCCACCCUCAACGCUUGGAUGCUUCUGAAAAUAGGUUGGGAAAGCCAAGAUACCCAUCAUUUCCUGAGAAGGGGAGCAGCAUUCCAUCCCACUCCUUCCACACUAGUGUCCACCACCAGCCUAUUAAUACUCCUGCCUCUGGACCACUUCCUAUUGGUACCAUUAGCCACAACCCAAAGAUGGCACAGCCAAGAAUGGAACCAAUGCCAAGUCUCCAUGUCAAAAGCUAUGGCCCACCGGACACCCAGCACAUGACCCAAGAUCGCCUUGGUCAGGAGGGGUACAGCUCUAGUCAUCACAAAAAGGGUGAUCGCAGGGGUGAUGGAGACCACUGUGCUGCAAUGACAGACUCAGCUCCAGAGAGGGAGCUUUCUCCUUUGUUCUCUUUGCCUUCCCCAGUCCCCCCUUUGUCACCUGUACAUUCCAACCAGCAGACUCUUCCCAGGAUGCAAGGAAGCAACAAGGUUCACAGCAGUAACAGUAACAAUAAAGGCUACUGUCCGGCCAAGUCUCCCAAGGACCUACUGGUAAAGGUCCAUGAUAAAGAGACCCUUCAAGACAGUUCAGUUGCCAGCCUUGGGGUAGCCCCUCCCCAGCCACCUUCUCAGACUUUCCCCCCACCCCCUCUCCCCUCAAAAAGCCUUGCAAUGCAGCAGAAGCCCACAGCUUAUGUCCGGCCCAUGGAUGGUCAAGAUCAGGCUCCUAGUGAGUCUCCUGAACUGAAACCACUGCCGGAGGACUACCGACAACAGAGUUUUGAAAAAACAGACUUAAAAGUGCCUGCCAAAGCCAAGCUCACUAAGCUGAAAAUGCCUUCUCAGUCAGUCGAGCAGACCUACUCCAGUGAAGUCCAUUGUGUUGAAGAGAUUCUGAAGGAAAUGACCCAUUCAUGGCCUCCUCCUUUGACAGCAAUACACACGCCUAGUACAGCUGAGCCCUCCAAAUUUCCUUUUCCUGCAAAGGAUUCUCAGCAUAUCAGUUCUGCAACCCUAAACCAAAAACAAUAUGAUACAUCUUCAAAAACCCACAGUAAUUCUCAGCAGGGAACAUCAAGCAUGCUGAAAGAUGACCUUCAGCUCAGUGACAGUGAGGACAGUGACAGCGAUCAAACCCCAGAGAAGCCUCCGUCCACAUCUGCACCUCCAAGCGCUCCGCAGGCGCUGCCGGCAGCCGCGGCCUCAGCACAUUCCAGCAGCGCUGAGUCGGAGAGCACCAGCGACUCUGACAGCUCCUCGGACUCGGAGAGCGAGAGCAGCUCCAGUGACAGCGAGGAGAACGAGCCUCGAGAAGCCCCGGCUCCCGAGCCUGAACCUCCGACAACAAACAAAUGGCAGCUGGACAACUGGCUGACCAAAGUCAGCCAGCCCGCGCCGCCCGCCGAGGCCCCGGGCAGCACCGAGCCCCUGGCCCGGCAUCCGGACAGUAAAGGCAGGGGUGGCGACGGCGCCACCGGAGGUCACGAGCGCUCGGAGUCCAAAGAGCCUCCCCCCAAAAGCUCCAGCAAAGCUCCCCGGGUGCCUUCCGAAGGCCCCCAUGCGGGCAAGAGGAGCUGUCAGAAGUCUCCUGCCCAACAGGAGCCCCCACAGAGGCAAACCGUGGGAUCCAAACAACCCAAGAAGCCCGUCAAGGCCUCCGCCCCUGGGCAUGCGGAUGCGCAUGCAGAUGCGCGCGCCAGUCUGCUGGUGGAGAGCGAGCCCGGACUUCCUCCCCAAAUCUCCAAAGACCAGCCUUCCAAAGACAAGCCCAAGGUGAAGACGAAAGGGCGGCCCCGUGCCGCAGAGAGCCGUGAGCCCAAACCAGUGGCGCCCAACCCCAGCGAACGAAAGAAGCACAGGAGCGGCCCCCCAGCGGCCCCGAAGGCACCGCCGAAGGACGCGGCGGAGGACAGGAGCCCCGAGCACUUUGCCCUCGUCCCCCUGACCCAGAGCCAGGGCUCUGCCCGCAGCGGCGGCGCCAGGACUAGUGGCUGCCGACUGGCAGUGGUCGUCCAGGAGGACCGCCGCAAGGACAAACCCCUGGUGCCUUUGAGAGACACCAAGCUGCUCUCCCCGCUCAGGGACACUCCGCUCCCGCAGAGCUUGAUGGUGAAGAUUACCCUGGACCUCCUCUCUCGGAUACCCCAGCCUCCUGGGAAGGGCAGCCGCCCCAAGAAACCGGAAGACAAACAGCCCUCAGCAGCGAAGAAGGCAGAUUCUGAGAAGAGAAGCUCAGAAAACUCAAGCAAGUUGGCCAAAAAGAGAAAGGGUGAAGCAGAAAGAGACCACGAUAGCAAGAAAAUCAGGCUGGAGAAAGAAGUCAAAUCGCAGUCAUCACCCUCAUCCUCCCACAAAGAAUCUUCUAAAUCAAAAACGCCCAGGCCGUUCUCUGAGCCCUCAAAGAGGGAAAUGCUUCCCCCUUCACUUGUGUCAUCCUCGUCCUCCCAGAAGCCAGCCAAGCCUGCACAAAAGAGGUCAAGACAGGAAGCAGACCCCAGUGGCCAGGACCCUCCCAAAAGUGCCAGUAGUACCAAGAGCAACCACAGAGACUCUUCUGUUUCCAAGCACAGAAAAGUAGAGGGGAAGGGCUCUGGAAGCUCUACAGAACACAAAGGAUCUUCUGGAGAUACUGCAAAUCGUUUUCCAGUGCCUUCUUUGCCAAAUGGUAACUCCAAGCCAGGGAAGCCUCACAUGAAGUUGGACAAACAACAAGCAGAUUUUCACAUGAAGGAGGCCAGAAGGUUGAAGGACAAAGCAGAAUUAGUGACGGACAAGGUUGGGAAGGCUUUUAAGUACCUGGAAGCUGCCUUGUCCUUUAUUGAGUGUGGCAUUGCCAUGGAAUUGGAAAGCCCAGCGUCCAAGUCUGCUUGCUCCAUCUAUGCAGAAACCCUAGACCUCAUCAAAUUCAUAAUGUCAUUAAAAUCCUUCUCGGAUGCCACAACACCAACACAGGAGAAAAUAUUUGCUGUUUUAUGCAUGCGUUGCCAGUCCAUUUUGAACAUGGCUAUGUUUCGUUGUAAAAAAGAUAUAGCAAUAAAGUAUUCCCGUACUCUUAACGAACACUUCUUCAAGACUUCUUCCAAAGUUGCCCAGGCACCUUCUCCAUGCAUUGCAAGCACAGGCACACCAUCCCCCCUCUCUCCAAUGCCUUCUCCAGCCAGCUCCAUAGGAUCCCAGUCAAGUGCUGGCAGUGUGGGGAGCGGGGGGAUGCCCGCCACCAUCAGCACCCCAGUCACCAUCCAAAACAUGACAUCUUCCUAUGUCACCAUUACUUCCCAUGUCCUUACCGCCUUUGAUCUUUGGGAACAGGCUGAGGUCCUUACCAGGAAGAACAAAGAAUUCUUUGCUCAGCUCGGCACAGGUGUGUGCACCCUGGCCCUUGACAGCAGUCUGAUGGACCUGGUGCGCUAUACAAGACAGGGCUUUCAGCGGCUGAAACAAGUAACCAAAACACCUUAAUGGAGGCCCAGGUUGAUCUGAUGCCUUGGGAACUUUUUUGCACAUUGGAAGCCUCAAAACAGUCCAGACGUUUGUCUCAUCAGGAUACCAAACUCGAGAAGAGAAGCACCAUGAGAUGGCCAGGACAUUUGUUCACUGAAACUCAAGAACUAUGGAAUCAUUGGUUGGACAGCAUGGUUUUGUAGAAGCAGAAAUGAGGAGGCUGGCCUCAGAGAUGAUCUUGCCUUUCCUUCCUAAAGGACAGAAGUGCAAUGUAGCCUGAGUGGGUGUAUGAAUGGUCUAGAAACAUUUCCGUCUUUUUUUAACCAGCAGGAUGCAAAUGAAAUGAGGGGGAGCAAUUUCAACUCUGGAAGCAAAUUCACAUCAUCUCAGUAGCCACAUUAGUUCAUUCCUGGAAGGAAUUUUUUUUUUUUAAACAGUGAAUUGUGGUGUAGGGUUUUGUGGGUGAUUUUUUUUUUCUUUUAAGUUUUGGGGGAAAUAUUUGUUUAAUAAAUUCUAAUGGUCAUCUAUAAAACAUAAGUUGUGAAGGACUCCGCUGUACCCCACUUUCUGCCAUUGAACAGUGGCUUUGAUAAUACCAGGUAUUGUCCUAAUUUAUAAAAUUGAAGGCAACCCACCCCCCGACCCCCCAUUGCCUGGAUACUGCACGUUCAACCCAGCUCUGAUUUCUCCGUUACUGUGCUGGAAGGCGGCCCCGUCGGGCUGGGGGAGAGAGGAGCUAUAGCACACAGGGAAGCCGUCUCCACCCCCAUCUGCAUCCCCAUCUCCAUGUACCACGGAGGACCAGGCGCUGCCGUUCCCACCCCCUGCUCCAGAGAAAGGCAGUCACAUUGACUGUACUCUGCAUUUUCUACUUUGGGGAAGAAGGAAACCAACAUUUAUCCGUGACCAGAUGGUUGAAGUGCUUUUUAAUUUUUGUUUAAGUAGAGCUGGAAUUUGAGGUGCUGAUCUGUGGUCUCCAGUUAUGUGGUAACUCACGUUGUCUACCAACUCAGAGUUUUGUCAGCGAACAAUGAAAAAUGAAAUCUACUUCUUAGAGAGGCUAUAUUUUUCUGCUACGAAUUACUUUAUAUUUAUAGCGAAACUAGACUUGGAGAGCCCUUGAUUGUCUAGGGUAAAUUAACUCCCUGAGAGGCUGUG